UUUCAGGAAAAUAAAUAAAUAAAUACAACUGAGAUGUGAGAAUCUUGACAAGGUCAAAGACUCAAAAUGUCUGCCACUUGCAAAAUGUCCAAAUAUAAAAGGGAUUGGGCACAUCUAACGGUGAAUCAUGUGAUAUGCCUAUGCAAGCUACUAUAUAUUUAUUCAGCAGCGCUCCCGUUUCUCAGAGCAAAGAAAACCACCGGAUUAUUUCAAAGAUUCAAUCAAUCAGCUAUGGAGAAGACAUCAAAAGAAUCUAACAGUAGAUUCAGAGUUUUGAUGUUUCCAUGGCUAGCUCAUGGCCACAUAUCUCCCUUCUUGGAACUAUCCAAGAGACUCGCCAAAAAUAACUUCCAGAUUUACUUUUGUUCCACUGAGAUCAAUCUGAGUUUCAUCAAGAAAGAUAGAAACUUGGAGGAGUACUUCUCUAAUCAAUCAAUGAAAUUAGUACAACUUGAUUUGCCACACUUCCCUGAACUUCCACGGCACUAUCACACGACAAAAAACCUCCCAUCCCAUCUCAACCAGACCCUCCAUCAUGCUUUUAAUUUGGGAAAGACCAACUUCCAAAACAUCCUUAACACUUUGAAACCUGAUUUACUAAUCUACGAUAUGUUCCAACCAUGGGCCUCAGAACUAGCUUCACUGAUUCAUGUUCCAUCUGUUCUUUUCUUAGUCACUGGAGCAGCUUCUUGGUCUUGGGUGUACUUUCAUCAUCUGGCCUUCAAUAAAGGAUUCCCCGGUGUCAAUGAGACUUCUUACCCUUUUCCGGCAAUUUUUCUGCGGGAUUAUGAAAUAAAGAAGAUGGCUGCAGUUGUCGAAGAAUUCAAGAAAAAAAUCCCCGAAGAAGCACUACUUGACUUAUCUCCAACUAAGUCCUUUGAAGUAUCUUCAGACAUUGUUUUGAUGAAAAGCAGGAGAGAGAUUGAGGGAAAAUACAUUGAUCAUUUGUCUUCCUGCUGUAAGAGGAAGAUGAUAGCUGUAGGUCCUCUUGCUGAGCUAAAACAUGAUGAUGCCAAGGAGGGGGAGUUGGAGGAGGCCGAUUCCCAUCUCAUCGAAUUUCUGAAUGGUAGAGAUGAAUCAUCAGUGGUUUAUUUUUCUUUUGGGAGCGAAACCUUUUUGUCCAGGGAAGAAAGGGAAGAAAUGGCAUACGGUCUGGAGCUGAGUAAUGCUAACUUUAUAUGGGUAGUUAGAUUUCCCGUGGGACAUGCCAUUGCCCUUGAGGAAGCUCUACCACAAGGGUUUCUGGAGAGGGUGAAAGAGAGAGGAGUGGUGCUGGAUGGAUGGGCACCACAGGCUAAAAUUCUUGAGCAUCCAAGUACGGGUGGAUUUGUGAGUCAUUGUGGAUGGAGUUCUUUUAUCGAAAGCAUAUAUUAUGGGGUACCAUUGUUAGCCUUGCCCAUGCUUUAUGAUCAGCCAUGGAAUGCUAGGCUUGCAGUAGAGAUUGGUGUUGGCACUGAGAUUCUGAAGGAUGAAAAUGGGCAGAUCAAGAGGGAAGAGGUUGCUAAAGUCAUAAAACAGGUAGUUGUAGAGAAGAAAGAGCUAGGAGAAUUAUUGAUACAGAAUGCUAAAGAAUUGAGUCACAAGUUCAGAGAAGGAGGAGAAGAAGAGUUGCAUGAAGCAGUAGAUAAGCUCAGGAGUUUAUGCAGCAAGAACAAGUGGCAAGAAUAGUGAAUCCAAGGAAUCCCAUUUUAUGUAUCUUAAUGUUUAUGAUGAGACAUUCUGUGGAUGUAAUAAAGAUUAUUGACACUAAUGUGUAGAUAAUGUACUCCAGAGGAAAAUGACUGUCAUGGUCCUGAAAUUUCAUGAAGUUAUUGUUAGAAUUAUUUUCUAA
Coffea arabica (coffee) is the source of this 1831-nucleotide messenger RNA. The record is from RefSeq and is a predicted model, not a curated record. Lineage: Eukaryota; Viridiplantae; Streptophyta; Magnoliopsida; Gentianales; Rubiaceae.